Molecule: messenger RNA, 6233 nt
Organism: Ruditapes philippinarum (Manila clam)
Lineage: Eukaryota; Metazoa; Mollusca; Bivalvia; Venerida; Veneridae
Product: forkhead box protein P1-like
Exons: 15
Coding region: 497-3547 (1016 amino acids)
Biological process (GO): regulation of transcription by RNA polymerase II
Cellular component (GO): nucleus
Molecular function (GO): DNA-binding transcription factor activity, RNA polymerase II-specific; RNA polymerase II cis-regulatory region sequence-specific DNA binding
Source: RefSeq, a predicted model, not a curated record
AAAUUAUCGUAACUUUUGUUAGUAUAAAUAUAGUUGUUUCAUUUUAUUGGAGAGAAAAAUAUUACAUGCUACAGUUAUAAAAAGAGCUAUCGGCAAAAUUAAUAGAGUGCAGACGAAUUUAUGUUUUACUGUUCUUGUGAUUAUAACAUUAUUACCAAACCUAUUGAAGCAUUUUGUGGAGUCUUAGUUAAGUACUCACUGGUAUGGUUAAGUCAUAGGAGAGAACUAAGGGGGAAAAAAGUAGAACAUAAAAAUGUGGCAUAGAUUAAAACCGAAAAAAAAAACCAACAACGGCAAUAGUUUGUAGAAUGUUAAGGAUUGUUUAGACAUGCCAGGUAAUGAUAAACUGUCGAACACAAACAGAUGUUCUUCAGAUGUUUUAUGAAUGGAAAAUUAGCCGAUAUAUGUCAGUAGGUAGCGAAAAACAAUACAAUUGGGGAGUAGAGUUUGACAUGGGAGUAGUACUUGUUAUAUAAUUAAUACACCGAUUUAAUCAAUGGAGUAUAUUCAAGGACUGCAGAUUAAAAGUGAGCAAGAACUUAGUAAAAACAACAGAUGUUUUAACGAGUUUUUGAGCUAUUCUGAACGGGAGCAGUAUUAUGGAGAUCGAAACAAACAUUUUCAAAGUGAGGCUAUAUGCUUAAAAAGAAAUUUGAAUAAUUUUACAGAAAAGUUUAACAAUUUACCGACGAUACAAUUAAAACAUAAUGGAUUUGGAAAAAGAAGUAAUGGAAAAAAUGAUAGUUUUAUGAGUGACGUUAAACGCCAAAACAUGCGAAGGGUUGAUUUGGAGAGUAUUUCCGAUGAAGAACACUUUCAGGGGUUCGAUGAUAUUGAAAAUCAUCGUGAAAAUCAUCGUGUAAUUACAAAUGACUACAGGUUUAUGAAUGAGAGAGGUUUAAAUAGAAGGCGACCUGACAUGACCCGUUCCUUAUCAUGCAAUGUAGACAAAGAUGUUAUACUAAGUCGCUGGCCUCGGGACAAUUACAUACAAUCGUAUUCAUGUGCAACUAAACAGUAUGAUGUCAUGAUGGCAGCUGAGGAGGAAGGUGCUAUGAAUUUAAGUGCUGAGGGGAAACAGCCCAAGGAUGAGGGAACCAGCGAGGCAGGAACCAGUCAUGUGAAUUCACCAGUCGGAAUGACCAAUGGCGAUACAGAACAUCUUUCUCAGGGAAUGGCAUCACCUCAGGAAGAAACUCGGUCAACAGGGACACGACAAAAGUCAAGGUCAUCUGAUGGGAGAUCUCCUGACCUUGACCUUGGUGUAGGUUCAAGUCAGCACCAGACAUUACUGAUGUUAGCAGCACAACAUGGACUUGCCCCUCAGCAGUUACAACAGAUAUUGAUGGCACAACAGGGAGCUGCGGCCCCACCUCAUCUUCAGCAGCUUUUACAGGCACAGCAGUCCGCUGUUAUGCAACAACAGCAGAAGGCUCAGGAGCAGGCGUUAGUGCAGCUGAACGAGCAGUUACAGUUGAAUCUACUGCAGCAGUCGCAACUUGUGCAAGACAAGAAGACGAAUGGCAAGCAGACGCAGCAACAACUGCAGCAGUUGGCAUUACAGCAGCAGCAGAUCGUCCAGCAGAUACAGCAAAUACAGCUACAACAACGGCAGCUCUUGUUGGCAUGUCUCAUGCAACCAUAUACACAACAACAAGGUAUGAUGUCACAAGCAGACAUGCACCAGGUUUGGAAAGAACUAGCAUCAUCUCAGGUAGCCAAUGACGACCAUCUCAAGGCGGCCCUUCCUAAUGGGACCAAUUUAGGGGCCAUGAACGGGAGUGGACUUGGUGUGAAUCCAUUAGUUCAGGGAUCUUUUCUAGGAUUGAACGGUGUUACCCAGGAUUCCUUCUCUUUAGGUGCUAUGAUUGGACAGUCAGGUGUUAGCAUAAAAUCUGAGGAAGGACUAAGUCCAUUGUAUAGACAUGGGGUGUGUAAAUGGCCUGGUUGUGAUACAGAGUGCAGCGACAUGACUUCAUUUACCAAGCAUUUAUGUGGCGAGCACACGCUUGAUGACAAGAACACAGCACAAGCCAGGGUACAGAUGCAGAUUGUCUCGCAGUUAGAAAUACAGUUGACACGAGAAAAGGAACUAUUACAUGCUAUGAUGCAGCAUCUUCACACGCAGCCUCAGAGAAAAAAUCAGGAACAUUUAGACCAGAAAGCCUCAGAAAAAUCUGUCAGUUCUCCUAAAGUGCCAUCCAGUAUUGUAAGUCCCGUGAAGCCAUUAUCUGCAGGAAAUAACUCUCUACCUGUACUUCCACCAAAGAAGUCCUCAACAAUGCCUCACUUGAGUACAGCAGGUUCUGGGCUUGCACCCCUAGUGAUACCUCCACAGUCUUCUCUAUCUUCAAUGACCUCAGCCGGCCCAGGCAGCCUUUUAUCUCAAUCUCAGCCCACCACCCCCACAGGGGGCCUUGGACCAAUGAGACGCAGGGUUUCAGACAAGUGCAAUCUACCAAUAUCAGCAGAAAUCCAAAGAAAUCGAGACUUUUAUAAAAGCACAGAUGUUAGACCUCCUUUCACGUAUGCAUCAUUGAUUAGACAGGCUAUUAUUGAAUCCGAGAAUAAACAGUUGACGCUGAACGAGGUAUACCAAUGGUUUCAGAAUACAUUUGCUUACUUUAGACGGAAUGAAGCCACUUGGAAGAAUGCUGUACGACACAACCUGAGCUUGCAUAAAUGUUUCAUGCGAGUAGAGAAUGUCAAAGGUGCUGUGUGGACCGUAGAUGAGGUGGAGUUUUACAAGAGACGACCCCAAAAACUUACAGGGGCCAUACCAAGCAGUCCGUCAUUUGGCUCUGAGGGUGGUAUCUAUGGUGAUCCUAUCAAUGCUAGUAUAAGGGUUGCUAUGGAGCAGACUUCCAUGAUGUUGAAUCAUCAGAUGAGUAAUGGAAGCAUGACAGAAGGUGUGGAAGAUCUGUCAAUGAAGAGUCACAACAAUAGUAAUGAUAGUUUCAUUAAAUCUGAGUCCCCUCAAAGAGAUGAUAUGAUGUUUAUGAGACCAGACUCCCUGAUGUAUCAGGAUGAUUCAAACAGCUCACCUCACGAUUACAGCAGUCAAGGCCUAGAUCUCAGUCCGAAAUCUAGUCAGAGUAGUCCUAGGGGGCAGUUUAACAGCCUGGUGUACAGUCGCGCAAGCGAACAAUCUCGGCUACAGUCUCAGGAACCAUCUGUGUCUGAAUCUACAAACGGAAGAUACGGCAAUGGUUCUUCUGAUGAACAUUUUGUGCACCAUCAAGAACAUUAUUCUAGACAAAAUGAAGAGUCUGCUACUAAUCAAGCUGGCCUAGAUAUGCAAAUUAGUCCUCAAACUACCCAAUCAGAAGCUCUGAAUAUGAAAAUGGAACCAAAAGAUAAUGGAUUUGAGAAACAAGAGGCAGAUAAUGUGAUAGAAAAUGGCAGAGAGACUGAUGAUUAUUCAGCUAAUAGAUCGCCCCAGUGUCAGAGAGAAUCACCAGUAGAAAAUCGAUUAUUAGAUCAAAAUAUUCAUUCUUCAUACCUCUCUAGUAACAAUAUGGUAGCAGUUUCACAUUCCAUGACAUAGUUGUCUCCCUUUUAUUACCAUUUCUCCUUUCUAAAGGGAGUUAAAUGAGAUAUAGGCUUUUUUUUCUAACUUAAUUUUGUUCUUUUCAUUAUAAUGUUUAUAAAAAAGAUAUGUAAAUGUUAGUUCAAAUGACUUUGUAAUAUUAUAAGAAUAGGUUUUGCUAUUUUUAUGGACUAUUUAGACAUUGCUAAAUAAGGCAUCUAGAAUGCAUUGUAGCAUAAGAAUUUGUUUAUUUUAUUGGUUGCUGUUAAUGAUCUUGUUAUACUUUUUUUAGUCAUUUCUUUAAGAAAAAUGUUGUCAUGUUCGCAAAGUGUAAAAGACUAGGAGUAAAAGUGGUCUGUUCUAGGAUCUCAUCUCAAAUUUAAGGGCAGGAUAGAGUUUUUGUUCGUCAUUUUUUUUGUCUUCAGAAUUAAUGCUCAGCUUUUGUGAAGGGUAAACUUAUUUGUUGUGUCAUAGAAACAUUUUUCACUAAAAUUCAUACCUGACAACCCUGCAAUCUGAAAUAGAUUAAUCCAGUACUGUAUGGAAGAAUAUUCUAUUAUAAAGGUUGUAGGGGUGGAAAUCUAAAUCAUUAAAUGUGUUUCCUCUAUCAUAAGUUAUACUGCCAGGGAGCUUUCAUCAUAAAAAUGUUGUUUCAUUUGCUGCUUAGUAUCAUUCUAAAAAUAGCAUCAUGACGUCAUUCUAUAAAUAGCCUACUAGCUUAAUUCUAAAAAUAGCAUAUAUUUUGUCUCAUUAUAAUAAUGUAGGUUUUGUCAAUAUCUUAAAUUGGAAACCUUUACACAAUAUUUUGUUCUUGUUUUAGAUUAGGAUAUUAAAAUAGAUUUCAAUAUAUAUUCAGAGUAUAUAAUGUUUUCACUUGACGGUUCUUCGUUUAAUAUCAUCUUAACCCAAAGCCUGCUGGCAGCAACAGAUUCUACCCAUGCGACCAGUGCAGACCAAGAUUAGCCAGAACAUUUGUGCCAUCUGAUCAUGGUCUGCACUGUUCCCCAUUCAGUCAGGGGUUCUUUUAUCUUUCCCCAAAAAAAUUAUUAAGGGUUUUGUCCAGAUUGAGAAAUAGACAAGAUGAUUUUUUGGGAGGGAAGAACCAUUUUAAUAAUGUCCUUCCUUAUUUUGUUGAUGUUUAUGUUGUUGUUAUUAAAUCAUGCAUAAUAUUCCUUAGUGAAGAUUUCAUGUUCAUGAUGUUUUUAUAAAUAAUAUCAUGCCUGUAUAAAUGAUUCAGAUACUUUUAUGGUCUUUAAGAUUUGUUUUCAAAAGAAAUUAAUUUUAAGAAAAUAACAAGUUUGUGAAAGAAAUAGAUAUAUUAAGGCAUUUGAACCAGUGCAGGCCAAGAUCAACGGGCAUAUCUGUGUGAUUAUGGUCUGCACUGUUUACUGCUCAGUCAGUACUUGUUUUAAAAUAUUACCCUAAAAAUGAUGAAUGGUUUUAUCCAGAUUGAAAGAUGGACAAGUCCAUUUAAGAUAUUUAGCAUGGUAAGGGGUUGAAGAUGAGUAAAAGAGAGGCUUAAUAACUCAUCAAAAAUAAAAAUAAUAAUCCCAUAAAAUACAUGUAUGUUUAACUUUGAGAAAAAAAACUAAUACAUGUAUAAAUAAUAGAUAUUUAACUGUUAUAUUAUUUGUAAAUGAUUCAAAAUAUUUUUAACCACAAAUUUUUACCUCAAUAUAACUGUGUUUCCCUCAUAAAUCAUAAACAUACUUUUUUAUGUCACCAUUGCUAAUAUUUAUAUUUGAAGGGAGACAACUCCUAAAAAAAUCACAAUUGUAACUUUAGAUAAACAUAAUUAGUUAUUCUUCACUUAAAUGAACUACACAAAUCAUACACAGAUUGAUAAACAUGAAGUUUUGGAUCUUUUCAAAAUGAAAUGAAUAAACUCCCCUAAAUAUCUUAAAUGGACUUGUCUGACUUACAGUCUGGUCGAAACCUUUUAUAGUUUUAGGAAAAAUUUUCAAGAUAAUAUUAUUAUCCUGCCUGAAUAUUACAUAAAUCAAGUGACAGUUAAAAUGGACAAAUCUGCAAAGGAUAAUAUUAAAGAAAAAUAGUUGGCAUUAAAUUAGAAACUAAUAGGUGCAAUUGUCAGCCUGAUAGAAUGAAAAGUUUUGGGUCAUUUUACACAAUAAAAAUGAUUAUUCUGGAAAAUACAGGGUAGGGUGAAAUUUAAGUUAUUGGUUAAGAUUUGCAUUAAAAAGUACACAAAUCUCGGUCAAAUAUUUCCUUUCCUUUGAAGUCAAAAAAACGUCAUUGGAGUCCCUUGAACAUAAACCAGUGGUAUAAAAUACCAUUGUAAAUUAUCUCCAGUGCUAUAUACUGGUAUCUUGCAAAUAAUGAAAUAGUUCUGACAAAAUGUGUACAUUAUUCUUGUAAUCUCAUAUAACUUUACCUCAAAUGAUGAAACCUUCGUUCAGAGAAUUUGUAUAAAAAGGGUAUCAGUUUGGUUGGCAUGAAAAAAAAACCCACAUGUCUAAUAAGCGUUAUUUUUUCUUUAUUAAUUGAUUACUUGAUUAGGUUUCAAGGAUUGUUACUAUGGAUGCGAUGUAUGGAAUAAUCAUUUUAUUUAUGUUCUAAAUAUAGCACCAAUGAUACAACUUUACCUCAGCACUAUAGGAACGUACCUCAGAACGAUGUUUUCACCAAGUUAAGAACCAAACAUAUUUUAUACAGAUUAUCAUGUACAAGCAUUGAAGUGUUGUUU